AUGAACUGUGUGUCGUUCAAUAUCCCCUCGAACACUAGUGGUCAAAAUCGCUCGUUUCCUGUCCCUCCUCCUGUGUGCGGCGCCGCCGCUGCGCACAGGCCACAUCUCCUCGCCCUCCUCCACAUCUCCGGCCAAAGCGCUCACUUCUCCGGCCCUCCUCCACAUCUCCUCGCCUCCACCCCAUCCACUUCCUGUCCAAGACUGUGGCAACGGAGCUCGGCGGUUGCGGCCCUUCUCCAAGACUGCAGCGUGGUGCUCGGCGGCUGCGGCAACGGAGCUGAUGGAGCGCGAGCCGACCAGUUCAACGGAGGCGGUAGCACGGGGCAGCGGCAGCAGCAUGGAGGGCGUCCGCUUGACUGGAAAGAGAAAGUAUUUGUUGAUAGUGAGAGUGAGGAUAAUGAUGGGGUGAGUGAGGAUGGGGAAGAUGCUCCAUCCAUGCAUGAUCAGCAAGAGGCGCAAAUGCAAGUGGAAAAAGAGACACAAAUUCAAGUGGAAAAGGACGCACCACCAACAGAUGGCAAUUUGGAGACCCGUAGAUCUGUACGGCUUGUGAAGAAGAAGACCAAGGGCGUCAACAGCCUAUACCCGCUGCUUAGAAAUCUGCUGGCAAGUAUCUUCUUUCUAGUGUUUUAUGAUUCAUGAUAAUUGCUUAGAAAAUUUUAGUUACUUGGAGCUGCUAGUUUCUUAGAUGUAUAAACUUUCUAUCCAUGCCUAGCCUUCGUUGUCAUGUUAAGCAAUGUAUUUAUGUUGUCCUGAAAUGUUACCACUUGACUAUUGUUGCACUAGACACCUCCCUGUUAGUCCAUUUUAUUUCAUUAUGCACAAAGUGGAAGAAGAAAAUUCUGAUGUUGAACUACAUCUAUCCUGAUCCUUUCUUUGUUUUCUCUAUAUGAACUAGAAAUGCCACAUGAAGAACUAAGGAUAUCAAGAAGCUUUUGGAUGUAUGCAAGCUUG
Triticum dicoccoides is the source of this 954-nucleotide messenger RNA. RefSeq lists its product as uncharacterized. The transcript is spliced from 3 exons. Lineage: Eukaryota; Viridiplantae; Streptophyta; Magnoliopsida; Poales; Poaceae. The coding region runs from base 1 to 642 and encodes 213 amino acids. The record is from RefSeq and is a predicted model, not a curated record.